AUGAUUAGAAUAAAAUUAUCAAUUCACAAACAUCCUUUGUAUCCUGCUCCUUGGGUUACCAGAUGCACUGGUUGCCGUUGGUCAGGUGGUUACCGCAAAGACGGCUAUCGUUGCUAUGAGUGUAACAUGUUCUUUCACAAAGAAUGUGCAGAGACAUCCUUAGAGAUUCACCACUCAUCUCAUCCUAUUCAUCCUCUCUCUCUAGUUUUGGAGGCGCCCAAAGCGAGAUACUGUAAGUUAUGUGGACAGAGUUGGUUGUAUAUGUUUUACCAUUGUUCUAUAUGUGAUUUCGUUGUUGAUACGGCUUGUGCCAAAAACCCACCACCGAAUGUUAUUGAAUAUCCCAAAGCCCAUGAACACUCUCUUGUUAUCGCGACGAAGAGUUUUUAUGUUCCCAUAUGUGAUUUUUGUGGAGAGCAAAUUCGUGGAAGAAACCAUUAUAGAUGUUCUCAAUGUGGAUUAGAAUUUGAAAUCGCGUGUUCUAUGCUUGCUUUAGAGAUAUAUUACCCUUAUCACCCUAAACACCCCCUUAAGUUCCUCACUAGGGAAGAACAUUAUUUCUCUGAUGGGAAAUGUCGUAUAUGUGGAAAUGAGCUAAGACGAAAAUUUUAUCAUUGUCCAAUCUGUAAAUUUAGUGUGGAUAUUGGUUGUGUGGGGGAUCCCCCACCGCUUGCAAUCUCAUUUCCCAAGGCUCAUGAACAUCAACUUACCCUUAUACCAAGGAAAAUCUCUUUUGAUUGUGAUGCUUGUGGGGAGGCUGGUGAUCGGAGUCCUUAUUCAUGCCAACAAUGCGAUGUCAUGAUCCAUCAAAGCUGUACUGACCUACCGGAGAUCAUCAAUAUCAAUCGUCACGAGCAUCGUUUAGAAAGACGUCUUCAUCUAAAUCCUAGGGCUCGGGUAUGCGAAUUUUGCCACAAAAGCGUUGACUGGUCUUAUGGGUCGUAUUCUUGUUCGAUUUGUCCUGAGUAUGUCCUCCAUUCUAAAUGUGCAAUACGGGAUGAUUUAUGGGACAAGUUAGAACUCAAGGGGAUACCUGAAGAACGUGAAGAAAUCGAACCAUUUAAGGUGAUAGAUGAAAAACUAAUAUGUCAUUUUAGUCACGAGGAACAUUAUUUGCAACUCAAUGGGGAAAUUAUCAUAUCUGGUGGAAGCAUUCGUUGUGAAGCAUGUGUAUUGCCUAUAUAUUCUCAAGAGUUCUACAGCUGCGUGCAGUGCGAUUUCAUUCUCCAUAAAACAUGUGCUUGUCUUCCUCGGAAGAAACGGCAUUUUUAUCAUGACAAGCCAUUAACUUUAAUAUGUGGUGACAUGAUAGAGCGUGGUUGCUCAAUGUGCGGCAAAUAUUCUGGAGGUUUCAAGUAUACCGACUUUCGGGAUAUUAAUAUAGAUGUUACGUGUGGCACACUUUCUGAAUAUGUCAUGCAUGAAAGUCAUCCAUGCACAUUGUACUACUACAAUUACGAGAAGGUUAUAGGAUGCGCUUCUUGCAAUGAGUUGGAGUAUGAACAGUAUGGUUGCGAAGACUAUCGAAUCGAAGAGAUCUCUCUAGCUCUCAAAAAUGGCGGCGAAACCGAUUGCGAGUCCGAUUGCGGUGGCGAUGUACCCGACUUUAUCGGUGUUCACUCUGGCGAUUGGCCUCGUCAUCACCGCUUUCUUCUUCAUCUAUGAAGCUACAUCAUCCAGGAAAAACCGUAGUCUCGGGAUGGAGCUCGUGACUGCGGCUGUAGCAUCUGUUUUCUUGGGAUUUGGAUCGUUGUUUUUGCUACUUGCUAGUGGUGUUUAUGUCUGAUCCUUCUUCCUCAAUACUAUUCACAACUAGUUUCAAUGAACAAAUAAAAAAAAACAGACUUUUAUUUUCUGCCAAUUUAAAUCAAGAGUUAUGAACGUUAGAGACUUUUGAUUGUCUUUCUGGACUUUAUAACGCUAAACGGAGUUUCGAUGUGGCCUUCUAUUAUUAU
Eruca vesicaria subsp. sativa (arugula) is the source of this 1955-nucleotide messenger RNA. Lineage: Eukaryota; Viridiplantae; Streptophyta; Magnoliopsida; Brassicales; Brassicaceae. The record is from the annotation of a GenBank genome assembly.